AUGGGCUUUGAAAUGAUAGUUGCUGUUUUACUACGCAAACAUCUCGGUAAUGUCUCCGUAGCACGCGACGAACAAAGCCUCUCGGCCGACGAUGAGCAAUACAGCGUGCGAGCGUAUAGUAAUCUACCGGGUGCAUCAGGGAUUGGUGGAACUGGCUUACCCAGUGGAGGUUACCAUGCUAACGCAACCACCUCAGCAGGUUCCCAUGUGACCUUUGGUGCACCGACUACCACAACCGCCUCAUCCUCUAACUUGAGACCAACCGAAUCUUCCAGCAGUGCUUCUGUUGGCGCUCCUCCUGCCACGACUUGCGACACUCGCAUCUCUGCGGUUGGCUCCACCGUUGCAGCACUCACAAGCGGACAGUUUGGAUUUAGCCAGAGAAACCCCCUUCUCCGAUCUAGCUCAUUCUCCCGAAACCUGUCCGAUUCUAAAGAGAGUCAGUCCGAUGGUACCAUGGAAACUAACGCACAAAUGAGAACAAAGAUUCUAACAAAGGCCUCGGUUAUGCACAGCGUGGACUGGGAUAUUGAAGGUGCUCAGUUUUCAGAGGUGAGUGAUGAACUACAACCCAAGGAGCAAUAUGAUAUGUCCUUUUGUGAGCGUCGACAGGCUGACGAAGAGCGUGUCGUCUUAAAUGUCUCUGGCUUGAAAUUUGAAACACAGUUGAAGACGCUAAACCGCUUCCCAAACACUCUGCUUGGUAAUCCGCGGAAACGCAACCGAUAUUAUGAUCCGCUGAGAAACGAGUACUUUUUCGAUCGAAAUAGACCAAGUUUUGACGCCAUCCUCUACUAUUACCAGUCUGGGGGCCGGCUUCGACGACCCGUUAAUGUCCCAAUUGACGUUUUUACCGAAGAGAUAAGUUUUUACGAACUUGAUGAUGAGGCUGUAGAGAAGUAUCGUAUUGAUGAGGGCUUCCUCAAGGAGGGGGUAAAGUUGCUACCCGAGAACGAAUUUCAACGCAAAAUAUGGCUUCUCUUUGAAUAUCCUGAAAGUUCUUUAGCUGCACGGUGUAUUGCUAUUUGUUCCAUAUUUGUAAUUAUCCUAUCAAUUGUCAUCUUUUGCAUUGAAACCUUGCCUCACUUCAAGCACUAUCGAAUCGCAAAUAGGACUUCCAAACUUUCAUCCAUUUCGAAUGCCGCAGAAGAUGGCAAUAACUAUGUUUCCACCGGAGCUACCGUGUUUGAUUCAGGAUCCAGCUUUCUACGAACAGUUCGUGAUACCUCAGCGAGCACACAAACACAAUGGAACGAUUUAUUUUACAAUGUGAUAAUUGUAGAAGACGACAUACCUCAUCUCGCUGAGCCCUUUUUCAUAAUCGAGACAGUAUGCAUAAUCUGGUUUACUUUUGAAUUGAUGAUUAGAUUCGCCUCCUGUCCUCAAAAGGUUGCCUUCUUCAAAAACAUUAUGAAUUUCAUCGAUAUCGUUGCAAUCAUUCCUUACUUCAUUACUCUUGGGACUGUCAUAGCCGAUGAUUCCAAGCGCCAAAAUCAGGCAAUGUCUCUAGCGAUUCUUCGUAUUAUUCGACUGGUUCGUGUUUUUCGGAUAUUCAAGCUAUCACGUCAUUCAAAGGGGCUACAAAUACUUGGUCAAACUCUCAAAGCCAGUGUCCGAGAGUUGGGGCUCCUUGUGUUUUUCCUUCUAAUCUCUGUCAUCCUCUUUUCCUCGGCCGUAUACUUUGCUGAGGUGGACGCAGAGAAGACCUUUUUUCGAUCCAUACCCGAUGCAUUUUGGUGGGCUGUGGUUACCAUGACAACGGUCGGUUAUGGCGAUAUGCGGCCAGUGACAGUUGGAGGAAAGUUAGUAGGUUCAUUGUGCGCUAUCGCUGGUGUUCUAACUAUCGCCCUCCCUGUUCCUGUUAUUGUGUCAAACUUUAAUUACUUUUAUCAUCGAGAAACAGAAACAGAGGAGAAACCCAGUUUUACCACAGUUUCGUCGUGCCCACUUUGCAAGACUCCCAGCCUAUGCAGUUCGAAUUCUGGGGAUAGCCUCCUUAGCCCCAAGAAAAAACACAGUCGUGAUGGAAGUGGAUACAGAUCCUCCAGAUCAGAUGGACGAGGACAACCCACAGUAAGUCGGGAAGAAUCACAGCCAACUCGUGUCUCUCAAGGCAACUCUGCUGGGAUUCCACUGCUAAGUAAUGCUGAUGAGAUGCCCACAUCACGUUUGAUUGCCGAGCCUGACAGAAAUACUGAAGAAAGAGAUAAAAAAGUAAGUAGACACAGGAAGAAGGGGACAUUAAUGAGACCAGGUCUACUAAAUUUCAUAACUCAACCUCUUCAACAAGCGGGCAUUGGAUCUCGAGAAUCACUUGAUCAAGCGACCGAGAUGAAGAAGCGUCGUAAUUUUAACCCAACAUCAUUGCCUCCAUCACCACAAGCUGUGGUUGUGUCGAACACUGUCUUACUUCCACCAUUAAAAUCUCAUCAAGAGAACGACCACUGA
This is a messenger RNA of Echinococcus granulosus, 2448 nucleotides long. RefSeq names its product Potassium voltage-gated channel protein Shaker. The transcript has 2 exons. Lineage: Eukaryota; Metazoa; Platyhelminthes; Cestoda; Cyclophyllidea; Taeniidae. The record is from RefSeq and is a predicted model, not a curated record. Gene Ontology annotation, biological process: protein homooligomerization; potassium ion transmembrane transport. Gene Ontology annotation, cellular component: membrane; voltage-gated potassium channel complex. Gene Ontology annotation, molecular function: delayed rectifier potassium channel activity; protein binding. The coding region runs from base 1 to 2448 and encodes 815 amino acids.